Messenger RNA from Acytostelium subglobosum LB1, 330 nucleotides. RefSeq lists its product as hypothetical. NCBI's taxonomy places the organism in Eukaryota, Evosea, Eumycetozoa, Acytosteliales, Acytosteliaceae. The annotation marks the transcript as partial. The transcript is spliced from 3 exons. The record is from RefSeq and is a predicted model, not a curated record.
CUACAUCAAUCCUACAUCCCCUUUAGAAAAUGGUCAACAUCCCAAAGGCUCGUAAGACCCACUGUGACAAGUGCAACAAGCACACCCCACACAAGGUCACCCAAUACAAGGCUGGCAAGCCAAGUCUCUUCGCUCAAGGAAAGAGACGUUACGACAGGAAGCAGAGAGGUUUCGGAGGUCAGACCAAGCCAGUCUUCCACAAGAAGGCCAAGACCACCAAGAAGAUCGUCCUCAGAAUGGAAUGCUCGUGUGGUCACAAGAAGCAGCAAGUCAUCAAGCGUUGCAAGCGUUUCGAGCUCGGAGGAGAGAAGAAGAAGAAGAACGAGGCUU